Molecule: messenger RNA, 4412 nt
Organism: Drosophila montana
Lineage: Eukaryota; Metazoa; Arthropoda; Insecta; Diptera; Drosophilidae
Product: RRP12-like protein
Exons: 10
Coding region: 90-4307 (1405 amino acids)
Source: RefSeq, a predicted model, not a curated record
CUCUAACUUCUGUGUGCUGCACGUGUUUAAUUUGGCAUUUCGUGAGUUCUAUUUUCUGUGCGUUGCACUCGCACUCAGAUUUAACGACAAUGGGUAAAUUUCGUUCGAAAUUGAAACGCCAUGGCAAAGGCAAGAACUGGAGCAAGGGCCAGUCGGCUGUAUCGAAUCCUGAGCAAAUGAAACAUCGCCUGAAAGCCAAGUCGCGUUUCUUCCAACCAAAUUUGAAUCUAGCGCCAUCUGGCUCCGCCAACGGACUUACCAUGGACGCACUGCACAAACACGAACAGCGUCAAGCGUACAAUGCGGAGACGACGACCGUUAACGAUGUUGCCGGCAGCCUAAUGUCAUUUACGCUAGACGAUGAUGAUGGCAUGUCCGGCACGGGUACUGGCACCGGCACACAGCCUGGCACAUUCAAGACCUUCCAGACCUUUGCCUCUAACUACAGUAGCUGCAGCAAUAUGAGCUUCAAGAAGCUUCUCACUGGCUUUCGCGCCUCAUCCGAUUUGCACAAGGAGAUGCUGGCCAUUUUAAGCGCCCUAACGGAAAUAAUACGCGAACGCGGCGGCACCGAAUCCUCUACCGAAUACUUUCUGCUGCUCAUCAGCCAAAUUGAAGCGGCCAGCGAGGAGCGCGACAUCAUUGCCGGCGUUGCGCUGCUCUCAAUGGGCAUCAAGUCUGUGCCGGCGCCGGUGCUGCGCAAACGCUUUGAUCAGACAGCCGCCACGCUACAACAGCUUCUGAAGCGCUUCAUUGACUCCAGCAGCCAAUCCGUCAUACGAUAUUUGAUUGGGUGCUUGUCGGUGCUGCUGCGCGCUCAGGACUAUGCGACAUGGACGUACAGCUCGACAUUUCAGUACUUUGAUGCGUUGCUCGCCUUCAGCAUUCACUCGAAACCCAAGAUACGAAAGGCGGCACAGCAUGCCGUGGUCUCAAUCAUACAUGGUAGCUGUUUUAUGCUGCCACCAACGCCAGUCGACGGCGCUAAGGAUGAGGAUAUUAAGGACGAAGAGCAAGAGCAGCAGCAGGCGGCGGCGGCUAAGAUCAAGCAUCAUCCGGCAAGCAAUCGUGUAACGAAAUUUUGUCUGGCCCAAUUUAAGCCCGAAGUGCUGGCCAAUGCACAGACAACAGUUUUGCAUACGCUGGCCUUGCUCAAGGAUACGCUGGCCGGCUUUCGCACCGAGGAUAUACGCAGCGUUUGUGAGCAUCUGCUCUCCAUAAUGACUGCUGCCAAUGUGCUGGUGCGCACCAACUGCUUCCAGGCAUUACACGCUCUCUUCCUUACGCGCAGCGUCAAUUUGAAUGCGACGCUGUGCGCCAAGCUGCUUGCUGCCAUACACGAGUAUCGGCCGGAUCGCAGCGAUGUGCGUCAAACGCUUGCCUGGAUCACGGUGCUCAAGGAGGGGCAUCUACAUUUAGCCGCACUGCAAUUGGAUUUGUGUAUGCAAGCGCUGCCGCGCCUCUUUGACAUCUGCACCACCGAUCUGUGGCUGUCGGACCGAGGCGAACUGGUCGUUGGCGUGUCUAAUUGCAUUAAAGAGCUGCUGCAGGAUUGUGUGUCGCGUGCCUGUGCAACAAAGGAGCUGGCCGAUCAAUAUCGUGCAUCUGUAACCAAAAUAAUUGGCGCCCUGCACAAGGUGCUCAAUGCACCCUUUGGCGAGAUCUCCAAAUAUGUUAUACUCAUCUUCUCCAUUGUCUUCGAGGCGUGCGGCAAGCACUUUGGAUCCGAGCUGAUUGCCUCAUUGGCCACCAUUGGCAAACGCUAUGAGAGCCAGGGCGCUUUGCGUUUGCAGAUUGAGCACACGCUGAUCAGCGCAAUUAAGGCGCUUGGGCCCGAGCUGGUGCUGCGUGCGUUGCCAUUGAGCGAUGCCAAGGGGGAGCUAUCCCUGGAGCGUUCGUGGCUGUUGCCAUUAAUGCGCGAGGGCUCCAACGGUGCCAGUUUGCAGUUUUUCAAGGAGCAUGUUGUGCCAUUGGCAUUAAAUAGCCAGUCUCAGUGGCGCAAGUAUUCGUUGGAGGAAAAGAAUCUGUCCAAGGCACACAUCUAUGAGCUUUUAUGCUGUCAGCUGUGGGGUUUGUUUCCUGGUUUCUGUCGACAGCCACGCGAUCCGGAGUAUUUGCGCAAACUGGCGCCCACACUGGGCGAUGCUUUGGAGCACAAUCCAGAAUUUCGUGCGCCCAUCUAUGAUGGUCUAUUGGAGCUGCUGGACGAUAGCCAGAGUCCCGAAUGCCAUGCGGCCAUUGGACAGUAUGCGCGCAAUUUUCUGCCGCGCCUGUUCAACAUCUAUACACAAAAACCCAGCGGCACAUACGAGGCAGAUCUACGGAAACGCGCUCUGGACGUGAUACGUGUGUAUAUCGGUCGUGCGCCCGCCGAGGUUCAAGCGCAACUCUUUGAAAGCGCCCAGAGUCUGCUGGCCGAAAGCGCAGUUGCCAGCUUUGAAUAUGAUGCGUACUUUGACAUCAAUGCGGCCAUUGUUCGUGUCCAAAAGUGUCGCGGCAUUGAGGCCUAUUUCGAGAAAUAUAUGGCGCCCGUGCUGCGCAACGACAAGUCCAAAUUGGUGGCUCGCGACGAACAGAAGAUGAAGAAGCAGCAGCGCAAGACAUAUGAGCUGCUGCGCGAGCUUAUGACCUCAGAGCUGCCCUCAUGCCAGAAAUUUACGCGCAAGAACUGCAUUUCGUUGCAGCAGAUACUUCUGGAGGCAUUCAAUACCACCUGCAGCGUUUGCCAGGCAUCUCGCUUACAUUGCCUCAAAUCGCUGCUGGACUGCCGCAGCAAGCUGACAUACAACGAUCAGUUGGUGAUGAAGGCCAUUCCGGAAGCGGUGCUUAGUUAUAAGGAGUUCUCGACACGCAAGGAGCAGGUGGCCGAACAGCUGAUCAAACAGAUUGCCACUCUGUAUCAGGAGGCUGGCAAGAUUAAUGAGUUUGUGGACAUCCUGACAGCUGGCUUUACCGGCGACGAAUCGUUAACAACAAAUACGAUUCUCGCCUUUCGUGCUGUGCUCCAGCAACAGGGCCAACACCUAACGGUUAGCACAUUGGAGUUUGUGCUACAGCAGGUUUCCGUCUUUCUCGUGCAGAAGUCCCGCCAUCAGGCCGAGGCAGCCGUCGCCUUUCUCAUCACAUUCAUUAAGGUGAUGCCCAUACCGCUGGUUGCCAAUCAUCUGGAGACGAUUAUGCGUUCCCUUUCGGCUAUGACAAAGGAUACGAAGCGCUAUUGUCGCAUACAGAUCGGUUACUUCCUCAAAAAACUGUGCAAACGCUUUAGCACAGAGGAGCUGGCACGCUUUGUGCCUGGUGAUGAUGAGGUUACCCAUCGCCGUCUCAAAAAGAUACGCAAGCAAAUGCGUCGUGAUACACGCAAAAAGCAAAACGAGGAGGCCCAGGUCGAGAGCUCUGAUGAUGAGCUCGUAGGGGAUCUCGAGCAAAAGAGCUAUACCAUCGAUGACAUUUUGGCCGACUCGGACUCAGAUUUGCCGGAGGAUAUGGAAACUGAGGAGGGCGGCACCGCUGCCAAGAAUCGUACGUCCAAAACAAAGUCCAAGUCUAAGCAAGCGCGCAGCACCUACAUACGCGAAGAUGCCGAUGAGAUUGUCGACCUGGCCGAUCUUAAGUCGAUUGGCAAUGUGCUGACAAGUGGCUCUGCAGCUGCUGCUGCUGCCGCGCCCGGCAAACAGUCGAAAUCGAAGCCUCAGGCGGCUAAUGGCGGCUUCAAGACCGCCGAUGAUGGUCGUCUUAUAAUUAGCGACAAGGCGCUGCGUGGUCAGAAAAGUGAUGCCAUUGAAGAUGGCUCCGACAGCGAUGGUUCCUCGGCGGAUAGCGGCCAUGAGCCGGGCAAUGGCAAUCCGAAGCGCGGUAUGGAGGAGGACUCCAGUGAUGAGGAGGAACUGCAGCAGGCAAGCAGUGCCAAGCGCAAGCGUAAGGCCAGCGAUGCAUUAAGCAUGCGCUCGGGCAAGACCAGCGCCAGCACACGCAAGGGUAUACAUCGUACGCUCGGCGCCACAGCCGGACAUGAUGCCAUGUCUGUCAAAUCCGGUGGAGCUGCCAGCAGAGCAGCUGGCAGCGAGUACAGCAGCAAAAAAGCCAAGGGCGACAUGAAACAGCGCGGCAAACUGGACCCCUAUGCGUACAUACCGCUGACACGAAAUACGCUUAACAAACGCAAACGAGCCAUGAACUCGCGCAAGUUCAAGAGCGUCUUGCGUAGCGCUGGUGCAGAUGGUAGCGAAUCAGCAACAGGGAGACCGGCACGUGGCGGCGGCGGUGGCGGGAGCAAGCGUGGACGUGUUGGCAAAAGCUACAAGUAGACGGUAAACAGCUAUGAAAACUGGAUCAUAAAGAUAACAUGAAUAAUUUGUAUAAUUUGCUGUUAUUUUGCUUAACUAUAUAUAUAAAAUUAUAUAUGAAAUGUA